This is a messenger RNA of Chrysoperla carnea, 573 nucleotides long. RefSeq lists its product as uncharacterized. The transcript is spliced from 4 exons. The record is from RefSeq and is a predicted model, not a curated record. NCBI's taxonomy places the organism in Eukaryota, Metazoa, Arthropoda, Insecta, Neuroptera, Chrysopidae. Bases 1 to 573 code for a protein of 190 amino acids.
AUGUCAAUUAUAAUUGAACAUUAUGGGCAAUGGACCAAUAAUAAUACACUUAUUGAUAAAAGAAGUACCCCGAUUAUAUCACGCAGAAGGAAAAAUUUACAUCAAGCUACUCUUCGAGUAGCUAUGGUUACGCGCGAUAAUAAAAGCCUAGCAGAACUGUACACCUACAAAACGCCUAAUGUAAAUACAAUUCCUAAAGCCGAUUUUAUAUUAACACAAGUUAUUCUUGAAUACUUCAACUGUACCGGUUCGUAUCUGUUUACGGAUACUUUUGGUGGACCUGCUUACACUAAUACUCCACCAAAAGGAAUAUUUAAACUUGUAUUAGAAAAAAAGGCUGAUAUAGGUUCCAGUUUUCUUGUAAUGGCAAGUCGUUUGAAUGUAAAAUAUAUAUUUCCAAGUUCAGAAAUCCAAGCAAAAAUAAUAUUUAGACGACCACGAUUAUCUUAUGUUGAAAAUUUAUUUACUUUAACUUUUGCUGGUUCUACAUGGAUUGCAAUUGCUGUACUUACAUUGGUUAUCAUUAUUUUACUGGCUGUCCGUGAAUUAACCGGCGGUUUUGCGAAAAAAUAA